CUGCCCAGCCCCGAUCGCCGCAACCCUAAUCCGCUUUUGGUCCCAUCGGCCGCUCUGCUUAUACGGGACGUCAUCUACAGCUGAUCUUGCUUCCGUUAUUGUGGCUGUUGCUGCGAUAAUUCUGCUCAGCUCUGCGAUUAAACCAUCCAAUGACUAUCCGCGUGGGACUGGACCCUUUCUUAUAUUAAGACCCUGGAUCUCCCUCUUCUCACCUCCACUUCGCCAGCCCUAAUUUAUUUACUUCUACUAUACCUACGAAAGCAUCACCAAAAUGUGCGCUGCCUUCUCCAAUCCCAACCACGGAGGCCCAGGCUACGGCUUCAACUACCCUCCACAUCCUCCCCAGCCUGUACCCGGAGGAUACGGUCCAGCUCCAGUUCCAGGAGGUUACCAUGCUGGUCCUCCUCCCGGCCCUGGAUACGGCUACCCUCCGCCACCACCACCAUACGGCCCGCAAAAUACCUACAACAGCACGCCCCCUCCAGGGCCCAUCCCACCAAACAGAUUCGGCUUCCAUCCAAGCCCAGGCCCAGGUCCAGGCCCAGCAAACAACAUGAACAUGAACAUGAACAUGCCACACCAACACCAACACCAACCUCACCAACAAUCCAAACCGGGGGCAUUCGUCCUGCGCCAAUCCCCCUCAACACACAAGAUAAUCCUCAUCCACCCGUCGGGCACACCCGCUACCGCCCCACCAAUCUACUCUCUAACCUCCAGCCCCAAAGCGAGCAAAGCGGACUACGUACUCGCGCGGGGGUCCGACCCAAAUAAUGCAUCCGCGCUGGUGGGGGAAGUCAAAGCACAUACAUUCAGCAGUAAAUACGACCUCAUCGUGCGCGGGCAGAAAUGUCUGCUCAAGGCGUCUUCGCUGGGGGAUAGCUAUGCCAUUGAUGUCCCUGGGCGGGGGAAGUAUAGGUGGGUGACGGAUCAGGAGAAUUUGAGUUCGAAAAUGUGGUUGAAGGAUGAGGGGAAGACGAGGGUGUUUGCGACGUAUGAUAAGAGCCGGGGGCCGUCGAGUGUGGGGGGUUGGAAGAAGUUUGUUGGAGGGAGGGAUCGGGAGUUGGUGCUUGAGCCUGCGAUUCAAGGAGAUGAGUUCUUGGUGGAGGUUUUGCUUGUUAGUCUUUAUGCUGUCAAGAUGGCCAAAGAGGGCGCUCUGGAGGCCGCGGGGGAGAUCGUUGGUGCGCUUGCGGGGGCUUGAUAUUUCAUACUGUUAAGGCGUUCUGAACCAUGUUUGUGUUUAUAUUUGCAUACCAUAGCCAUGUUCUGAUGAAGCGUUGGAAUAAAGAAGUGAAAUUGUAUUACUAUAAGCUAUUAUAACAUAAUAUAACAACAUAAUUC
Messenger RNA from Aspergillus versicolor CBS 583.65, 1341 nucleotides. RefSeq lists its product as uncharacterized. Lineage: Eukaryota; Fungi; Ascomycota; Eurotiomycetes; Eurotiales; Aspergillaceae. The record is from RefSeq and is a predicted model, not a curated record. Bases 272 to 1201 code for a protein of 309 amino acids. The transcript has a single exon.